UUUCCAACUAACUUAAAUCAGGUAUGAGAAAAUAAAAGUAUGAUUAAAAAACCGUAUUGUAAAUAAACUCUUCAUACAUACCAGGAGUAAGAUUUUGUACGACAGACGUGCGUUUCUAUUACAAAAUUUAUAGGUUGAAGAACCAACAUGGAUUUCGACUGUUAUAUUAAAGUUAUGAAAGAGGUUGCUGAUGGUCUUGACGCAGGAAAUAUAAGAGGUUUGAAAUUCCUUUUGAGGGACAAACCAAAUAUUUACCAAAAGGAACUUGUCAACGUAAACGAAGGUAGCGACUUGAUACAACUUCUUGAGAGGAAAGAAUUGUUAUCAAGAACAAAGGUUUUGGAGUUCAUGAACUUGUUGCAGUUAGAGGGUAGAAUAGACCUGUCUAAGAAAGUGCAAAUAUAUAUGGAAACCAAUCUUCCUGUGAACCUAUCUAAUCAUGAUUAUUACGGUAUAAACGGUAUGCCAGUAGUUGAGAAUUAUAUUGAAACAGAUGAGUACAGAUUAUUCGAAAAGAAAAUUAACACGUGUAAAGCUGCUCUUAUCAAAGGUCACCACGGAUCUGGAAAAACUCAACAUGCCUACUCAUAUGCCAGACGUUUUCCUGGUAAAAGUGAAAAGUCACUAAUUUGGAGAAUAGACUGUAAAACAUUAUCACAGAUAUAUAGAUCCCUGUCAGCAAUGGUGGCCUAUCUUAAACUUCAAUGUAUUUUUCUUGAUCACGUGACAUGUACACAGUCUGAUCGCCAGUUGAAGGCGUCAAUAGAUAAGAUGACAAAGCGAAUCCAGCAGAAGUUACGUUGUGAGGGUAUAAAUAGCGCGAACCAUUUGGUUCUGCUUGAUGGCGUAGAGGAUACGUCCGACGAUACUUUUACGAAGAUGCUAAAAGAUUUCCUAGAUACUGAAAAUGUUUAUGUUAUUGCCACCUCAAGGGUAACCUAUCCAGAUGAAUUCCACAAUCUGUGUAUAGAAGUUACAGGAAUGACCGAGGAAGAAGCUGUUCUUUACUUUAAAGUUGUAAAUAAUGACGAACUUGAACAGGUCAAAGAACUGGCAAGACAACUGAGUUAUCUUCCCCUUGCUUUAUCAUUUGCUUUUGCAUUUAUUGCAAACACAGGAUCUAGCAUCGAAACCUAUGUUAAAAGUCUUGCAGAAACCGAGGCAAAUGACCAAUUAAGAUCUCUUACUGUGUCAUGCGAAGUUGCAUUAGAGAUAGUGAAGAAGGAUCUCACAGAACAUGGUAAAAAUCUCCUGGCAUAUAUUCCAUACCUGCAUCCAGAAAACAUACCAGAUUUUUUGCUGAAAAGUUUACUGCCAGUAAACAUGACGGAAGACUUUAAACAAAGAGAGAUAAAUAAGCUAAUUGUUUGUCUGAGAAAUAAUUCUUUGGCAACUUUGAAAUCAAGGGGUAAUAACCGUGUAAUUGCUGUACAUCGAUUUACGUUCAGAGUCAUGAUGAAUAUGAAGACCGAGAAGGAGAAAACAAAUGAAGCAAACGCGCUCCUCCGACAUUUUUGUCACAAUAUUUAUCUUGAUACUAGCCUUAUUGAAGCCGUUAAAAAGAAUGUUAUGUUUCUAGAUCAUGCACUUGAACUUCUUAAGUUAUAUGAGAACUGUAAUCGUCGACCAGAAAUGGAAGAUAAGGUUUUGUGUUGUGUUCUUUUAUGUGGUGUAGCUGUUACCUACCGACUUUAUGGAAACACAGAAUUGUCCGCUAAUGAGUAUUUUGAAAAAGCAAGAGAUGCAGUUUGUGAACUUGUAUCUGUCAACAAAGCAGAUUUUGCUGUAACUGUAAGUGGAUUUACUGCUAUGAAUGACAUACAUAUCUCAAUAAAUGGCUGUGAAUUAAUCCAAGAAAAUUCAAAAAAUCUGUUCGAAAAGCUUCUUCACAAGGGAAAGAGUCUAAGUGACUCCUUUAUUUUGACAGUUAUUACCAAUACCAUGAGAAACAACGAACAACUUUGUUAUCUACUCGAAGUGACAAAUGGCAUAAGUUAUACCAAUAACCAGAUAGCAAAAGAUUCGAUUGGAGAAUUAAUAGAAAAACAAAUUAUCGUCCCUUUUCAGGAGUUCAAGGAAUCUUUCUUGGUAGAACUUAUGAUACACAUACUUUAUAACAGUAGUAAAAACAAGCGUCUUAUGAAAUUAGCUACGGACGACUUUACUAAACCGAAUCCAGAAAGAAGAAACCAUCUAAUGGCACGUUUGUCAAGUGAUAAUCUUUGUCCUACAGAUGAAAGUCUUGUUGAAUUACAGUACUCCAUCAAUCUAGCUGAACUACUAGAUAAUCAUUAUAAACAUAACUGUCCUGCGUUUCGGCUGGGAUUGAAAAUAGCGGCAAGACGAGGAGCCAUUUUAUACUAUAUCAGUUCACAGGACUCAAACAAAUCUAUUAAAUGCAUAAAGGACGCUGUAAAGAUUCUAGAAGAAAACUCUGAAUCAAAUAUUCGAUUUAUAGAAUUUGGUGUUGUUAAGCACGGUUCUAGGUCGACAAAUUAUCAAAUGGUAUCCAAUAAGAAACUCCUAAUGGAAUGUUACAUCAUGCUAUCAAAGGAAGAUACUAACUAUGUGAAGAGAGCACUAACACUAGCGCAAGAUUUAGAGUCCAUUAUUCCAAGAUUAUAUCACUGGAAGGUCAUGUCUGAUAUCCAUAUAAAGAUCGCACAUGUAUUCGAGCUGCAAAAUACUGAACCAUUCAUUACAAAAGCAAAGCAACAUUACAAGGAGGCAUAUCGUCGUGAAUAUGAAAGUAACAACAUUCGACUUACACGAUAUCAUUUACGCGCACUUCUACAGUAUGUUAAUUGCUGUAUUACUCAUUCGACAAAGGAAGAUCUAGAGAUGGCUAAGACCAUAUGCAACGAUAUAAAAGAAAGAUUUCAACACAAAAGUACUGAUGAAAUGUUUGAUGCUGCCCUUGUAACAAUAGAUAAACAUUUGAACACAAUGACAACACCAAAAGAGAUCAUCAGCAGUCUGCAUACUGUUACCAGCUACGGUGUAGAUAUUGGCACACAAACAGACAACGUAUCCACAUAUACUUUGACUGAAGGCCAUGUAAGAUACCGUCAAAGUGGAAUUUCACCGACAAAGAAGGAGCUGCAAAGGCGAAAGCUCAAACUGCAGAUUGAAUUGAAUGAAAUUGACAAUGAAUUGAUGCAAUUAGAAUUAAACAACAUGUAGGAAAUGAUGCAUUUCUUAUAAAUGUAUCAUUCUAUUUAUAUUUUUAUAAUCGAGAAAAACAAUAUUAUCAUGUUGGUAGAAGAUUUAAAAUUGUAUCUUUGUCAAAUUGUCUAGUAGUCUAAGACUUGGAUAUGUCGUAUAUGAUGAGUUAAGGAUAAGUAAUCAAUAUUCAUAUUUUGAAUUCGUCUAACAUGUCAGGUCGAAGUGCUAAAAUUGUUUGCAUGUAACGAAAAUUUACAAAAAGUUAGAAAAACAAUAUUAUUAUGUUGGUAGGAGAUUUAGAAUUGUAUCUUUGUCGAAUUGUCCAGUAGUUUAAGACUUGGAUAUGUCGUAUAUAAUGAGUUAAGGAUAAGUAAUCAAUAUUCAUAUUUUGAAUUCGUCUAACAUGUAAGGUCGAGGUGCUAAAAUUGUUUGCAUGUAACGAAAAAUUACAAAAAGUGCCAAAAUAAAUAUUACUUUUUUAAAAAAUUGGCAGCAAGAGGUCAUACAAAGAAAUAUAAAAAGGGGUAAAAUAUGUUUUGUAAGGUUGUUGGUCAGAUUUCAUUUUAUCAACACAAAAAAACUCUGUCAAAUGGUAUGUCAAAUAUGUCGAUUUUGACAUGGUAAACACAUCAUAGUGAUAUCAUAUAUGAAAUGUCUGCACCAAAGUUGCAAGACUAAUUCAUUCUGUGAAUUAAUAAACAAAGUUAUAUAAUUGUGAAGACAUUUACUAUUUUUGAUAUCAAGUGUCAAAUAUCGGAUCAUCAGCUAUCCGCUUCUUUAUUGUUUAUAAAGUAGAUUUUUUUUCCUUUUUGGCAACCAUUAAAUUACUGAAUUAAUUUAUCAUGACAGACCAACAUCAAUGAAAUGAAUAAAAGAAACAAAACUACAAAUGGUACUAAAUAAAAUCGAAUAAUUUGAAACGUCUAGAAUUGAACAACAUACAAAAAAACAAUGUGAUUUUUUUAAAUAAUGAGUAUUGCAGUUGAAAAUUGAGAUCAAAGAUUGUAUACAUAAUUGUUCAUUCUAUUUUUAAGUGUUUUCUUUUAUCAAUAGUAUGGUUUGUGUAUUUGUAAUUCUGAGGGGAAAAAAGUAUUGCAAUUGUUAUUUAAUGAGGUGUCGCGAAUGCCAAAGAAUAGGAUGAGGACACAAUCGGUUAACUUAUAGACGAUUGGCUGUUUAACAAUCGGUUGCAAAUGAAAUCCAUGUAGGGGACGAGAACAUGAUCAAUUUCGAAUACACAAUAUAAGAGAAAAAAAACCUGAGAAAAUCGGCCAAAUUGAAGGUAAGGUAAGAGUCUCCUGCUAUGCUUGCGCCAUAAGAAUUCGAAUUUGGUAAAAACAAUUGGACAGUAUUUAUAAAGUAGGAUACUUUUUAUAGAUCAUAGUCAUACUUGUUGUAUGAUAUUCAUAUUAUUGCCCAUGUUAUUCCUAUAUAAUUGAUAUCAGAUCCAACAAUUAAUGUCAAGGAAUAGAAAAGGCAAAAGGGCAAAAUAUGUUACCUUACAGAUAAGACGAUUAUUCUGCUAUUUUAAGUUCUUAGACCGUGAAAAUAUGUCUCUGGUGAGUUAAGACCAUGACCGAACGAUUAUCAACGUAGCUUUAUCAAUAAGUUGGAUACUUGCAAUAUCUACAGCGAUUUUACCCCCCCAAAAAGCUUAGGAACUAUAUAUUCGUUUCAUUUUUAUGUAUCGUUUAAUGUGAAUGAUGCAAAUAUACCAUAGGUUGUCUGUUUUGCAAUUUAUAUAUGCAUAAUUAAUUAUUGUUUCUAUGAUCGUAAAAUGUAUAACCUUUUCAACGAUAUGGUUCUUUGUCCAUGGUUGCCUAGUAUAUAUCGUUAUGCGAUUUGUAUUUAUAAAAUAUAAAUAGUUGUCUAAUUGACAAUUAAUUCAUAUCUUUUAUACAUACAUGCAUAUAUACAGAAAAUGUGUUGCCUCAAUAGCUGAACCCAAGUGAACAAUAAAUGGCAGCUAUUAUUUAAUAUUUCCUAAAGACAUGUUUUAUUUUUAUUAUACAUUUAUGUAUGUUUGUUUUAUUGUUUAUAUCAUGAAAAUAGAUGUUAACAUACUUUU
Messenger RNA from Mytilus californianus (California mussel), 5233 nucleotides. RefSeq lists its product as uncharacterized. Bases 148 to 3183 code for a protein of 1011 amino acids. Gene Ontology annotation, biological process: regulation of apoptotic process. The record is from RefSeq and is a predicted model, not a curated record. NCBI's taxonomy places the organism in Eukaryota, Metazoa, Mollusca, Bivalvia, Mytilida, Mytilidae. Gene Ontology annotation, molecular function: protein binding. The transcript has 7 exons.